Molecule: messenger RNA, 2034 nt
Organism: Glarea lozoyensis ATCC 20868
Lineage: Eukaryota; Fungi; Ascomycota; Leotiomycetes; Helotiales; Helotiaceae
Product: WD40 repeat-like protein
Exons: 6
Coding region: 1-2034 (677 amino acids)
Biological process (GO): proteasome-mediated ubiquitin-dependent protein catabolic process
Cellular component (GO): Cul4-RING E3 ubiquitin ligase complex
Molecular function (GO): protein binding
Source: RefSeq, a predicted model, not a curated record
AUGGCGCAAACGCCGAGCGCAUCCGGCGAUGAUGCAACGUCUGAAAGCAACAUGGACAUCGAGACUUCGAGCGAGGUCGACACCGAAGACUUAGACAAUGAAGAAUUCAUAGAGCGACUUAUCGAAAGGGGCGAGCUCGACUACCAUAUUCCAGGACAAUACGUGGAAGAAGAUGACGAUGACGAAGACGAAGACGACGGGGAGGAAGAUGAUGCGGACACCGAAGAUGGCAAUGGACCGUAUUUAGAAGUCGAGGUGGAGGAGGAACCACAAAAUGAAGGCGAAACAGAAGACGAACGUACAACCCGACAGAGAAGACAGGUAAUGCGGUUACUAGCAAACUCGGAACUGGGCCGACUUUUCUUCACAACUGCGCGAGUUGGCGAUUUCGAUGAUGAGGAUGACGAUGCAGAUUUUCAUCCAUUAUGGGCUCGUAGGAGAAGAAGAGAAAGACCAGACCCAAAUCGGUUUCCCAAAGUGCCUAGUGAUGUUGGUAGGGAUCUCAUGAUAUCCGGAACUUUUGGAGUGGAUGACAUACGAACCGCGUGCACCGACGAGCGUACAAGGACAGGAAAGCGGAAGAAGCUCGCAAUGAGGAUCUUACAAAGGGAACUUGCGCAGGAAGUUCAUUCAAGGCAGAAAUUAAAUCACAAACUUAUGGCCCAAGACAUGAUUCCAUCCUCGAACGCAGACAUCAUCAUUCAUUACGAACAACCCGUGUAUUCCGGGCAGUUCUCGGACGACGGCAAUUUUUUCUUUGCUGUCAAUAAGGAUUACAAGGUGAGGAUGUACGACACGUCAAAUCCGUACCAGUGGCGGUACUACAAGACUGUGGAAUACCCUUUUGGACAAUGGACUCUUACCGAUGCUUCUCUCAGUCCCGACAAUAAAUACCUGGCAUACACUUCUAUAGCAAGUACAGUGUGUCUCGCGCCUACAGACCCUAAUGACUUGGGAGAUCCGUACACGUUGGAGUUGGCAGAAAGAAGGGCUGGCAAUAUACCGAUUCGAUCAAGGUAUGGUGGCUCGUUCGGGAUCUGGUCCAUUCGAUUUUCAGGAGAUGGACGCGAACUGGUUGCCGGUGCUUCAGGUGGCGCCAUUGUUGUAUAUGACAUCGAGUCUCGUACCACACUCCAUAGAAUCGCUGGUCACGAUGAUGACGUGAAUGCUGUGUGCUUCGCCGACAAAUCAUCGCCCCACAUUCUGUAUUCUGGAUCUGAUGAUACUUUUCUGAAGGUUUGGGAUACUCGAAGUAUGGGUGAUAGUCGGGCCGCUGGGGCCUUCGUUGGCCACAUAGAGGGAAUAACUUAUAUCGAUAGUAAGAUGGAUGGCCGAUAUAUCUUGAGUAACGGCAAGGAGCAAAGUAUGAAGCUCUGGGACUUACGAAUGGUUAUGUCUCCGCAGAGAUUCAAUAGCCUUCCGUCCACUAGACGUAGUAGACAGACUAGAUUUGAUUACCGCUGGGGAGCAUAUGACGAGGAUAACUGGUAUGCUGACCCCAACGAUAACUCACUCGUUACUUUCCGUGGUCAUAAAGUCCUGCGUACACUCAUACGUUGUCAUUUUUCACCACCUGGAAGUACCAACUCUCGAUAUGUAUACUCUGGUAGCGAAGACGGAAAGGUAUACAUCUGGAAUAUGGAUGCUACGCUUGCAGGUGUGGUUGAUGCCUAUAGUGCUACCAAAAAUACUCGACCACCAAUGAAUGAAACUGGUGGCAUGGAUUGGGCAGACGACGACGAUGGUGUAUCUGGGACCUCGUGGAAGACCUGCGUUCGGGAUGCCGCUUGGCAUCCGAACGCUCCUAUUAUUGUUGCGUCUGCAUGGAGUGGGUACGGUAUGGGCAGUGGUACUUGCUCGGUCCACUCGUGGAAUGAUAACGCAGAAGAAGACGAAGCAGAGCCCAGGAUGGGUGCAAGUGUCAACCAGAAACUCGUGCCGUUACCUACGUACGACCCGGAUACACACCCUCGAGCACACAGUAGGAGGAGAAGGGCGGUACUACGGAGGCUGAUGGAUGAUGGCAGCGACUGA